Messenger RNA from Andrographis paniculata, 1451 nucleotides. RefSeq names its product GATA transcription factor 12. Lineage: Eukaryota; Viridiplantae; Streptophyta; Magnoliopsida; Lamiales; Acanthaceae. Gene Ontology annotation, cellular component: nucleus. The transcript has 2 exons. Gene Ontology annotation, molecular function: sequence-specific DNA binding; zinc ion binding. Gene Ontology annotation, biological process: positive regulation of DNA-templated transcription. Bases 163 to 1242 code for a protein of 359 amino acids. The record is from RefSeq and is a predicted model, not a curated record.
UGCCCCCUCGCCACCCCCACCCCACCCCCUCAAUCGGAAAUAAACCCCUCCCCUCACUUCUCUCACUCUACUUUCUCUCUCGCUCUAAACAAGACACAACCAUCGUUUCUCCUAAUUAACUAACUUUUUUCUUAUCCCAUUUUUGGGCGCGCUUAUCUAUCUAUGGAGACGCCGGAGUUUAUCGAGGCGGCCACUUACUUCGAACCGGAAAAGCGACUUUCCGAUGGUGACAAUUUCAUCGACGUGGACGACCUCCUCGACUUCCCCGCCGACGACGCCGCCGGCGGAGGAACGGCCGCCGCCGGAAUUGAAGCCGCCAUGACCGGGCUGUCCACUGACUCCUCCACCUCCUCGGCGGCGCUCGACAAUUUUCACGCCGCCGACAAUGGCGGUGGCCCCCGCGGAGUCGCCGGCGACGCCCAAUUCUCUAACGACCUUGCCGUUCCGUACGAUGAUUUAGCUGAGCUGGAAUGGUUGUCGAAUUUCGUCGAAGAAUCGUUUUCAAGCGAAGAUUUGCAGAAGCUGCAGCUGAUACAAGGAAUGAAGGCGGCUCGAACCCACGAAAUUUCGGGUUCGGGUUCGGGCUCUCACCAUUUGUAUCAAUUCCAGCCCGAGCCCGCCCGGCAGGGCCCACCGAUGUUCAAUUCGGAGCUGCCGGUGCCGGCGAAGGCCCGGAGCAAGCGGUCACGCGCCGCUCCGGGAAACUGGACUUCCCGGCUUCUGGCGGUGUCGCCGAACCCUUCUUCCACCGGCGCUGCCGCCAUUUCGUCGUCGUCCGGGGACUCCGACGCUGCGGCGGCGGGGAAGUGCAAGACGGUGAAGGCGGCGGUACAGAAGACGAAGAAGGAGGCGGCGGCGCCGGAGAAUUCGGGUUCCGGCGAGGGGCGAAAGUGCCUCCACUGCGCCACCGACAAGACGCCGCAGUGGAGGACGGGUCCGAUGGGGCCGAAGACGCUUUGCAAUGCUUGCGGAGUUCGGUACAAGUCAGGGCGACUGGUGCCGGAGUAUCGGCCGGCAGCGAGCCCGACGUUUGUGCUGACGAAGCACUCGAACUCCCACCGGAAAGUUCUGGAGCUGCGGCGGCAGAAGGAGAUGCUCCGGGCACAGCAACAGCAGCAGCAGUUCCUCCACCACCACCACCACCACCACCAGAAUAUGAUGUUCGACAUGGCCGCCAACGGCGGCGGCGACGACUAUUUGAUCCACCAGCACAUCGGACCUGAUUUCCGGCAGCUGAUUUGAUCGGCGGCGGCCGUCAGUGAGGUUUAAUUUAAUUUUAAAUUAUAAUUUUCUAGAUUGAGUAUUGAAUUCUAACUAGAGGCCUCCGAUUCGAAUUUUGUAGUUUUUUUUUUUUUUUUAAUAUAAAAAAAAAAAGUGUUCAAGUGACUAAUUGAUUAAUUAAUGUACUUUUGCCAAAAUGUGGCAAAAUUCUUGAACCAAAAUUUCUUGUU